Molecule: messenger RNA, 744 nt
Organism: Dibothriocephalus latus
Lineage: Eukaryota; Metazoa; Platyhelminthes; Cestoda; Diphyllobothriidea; Diphyllobothriidae
Source: the annotation of a GenBank genome assembly
AUGAUGUCAUCACCCUAUGUGGAUAAUGCCAGUUUAUUCGGACUGAUGGAACGCUGUCUUAAGUCCUUGAGUUCCGACAUUGAGGUCCCACAAAUCCUAAGCGAUCUUCUGGCUCAGGACACUUAUACACCGGUCGUUAGUGGUUACAAUAGCCAGAAAGCCAGCUUGAUCUACGACCUACUCUCCGUUGGCCUUACUGAAGUGGUAGAUGAAGGCCAAAGCGCAGUCAACGCACCUGCUUUAUCAAAGCUUACCCAGCCAAACCAUCUUGAUGCAUUCGACGUCGCCAUGCGCAAACAGGUUAAGAUGGCCAUAGAACAGAGUCAUGCUUCCACAUUAACCGCCGCUUCUGCGCGUGAACAAGACUGGGCGACCAUAAAGGAACUACUUUGGCCAAUUGCCGAUAGACUCUCGAUGUCGGGGACACAGCUUCUCGAGGUCGUGUUCCAACUCCUGACCUCCGAUCGAUCCAAUGACGAUAUUCAAAAUGAACUUCUCGAUUUACUCGGACUGGACCACUUCGACGCUGUCUCCAAUCUCAUCACCGAUCGUGCUGCCUGGGCUCUCUGGUACAAAAGGUACCGAAUAGAUCCCCUGGGUGUUCAAAAUGACGGUGAUUCGCAACAGAGGACAAGGAAGGGCAAGGUAAGCCUAACAUUCAGCAUGGCUGGAGGAACUCCCCGGGGACAGAAAAACCCUUCCUUAGCCCCCAGGUUCCUUAGAGUAAAUCUUCUUAUCUUAUGA